CAGCCGUGCUGCCUAGGCGGUUCUGCCCGUCUCUAUCAGAUUUCAUUUUUAUUUCUAUUUUUUAAAUAUAUUUUCUCUACCUAUAACCUACUUCUCUCUUGCGCCGGUCGCCAAUCACUUUGGUGUGGGAGAUGAUGUGCCAGUGCGUGAGAACUCACUCGCUCUUUUCUACAUCUUUCAAGUUCAACCUCUCCACAUCUCGAGCUUGCCCUUUUCAAAGGAAAUCCUCUUCUAAUUUCAAGCCCUUUCGCUCUUCAUCGUCAACUUCUCCGGCCAAAAUGUCUGCCCAAACCAUAGAGCACAUCGUUCUCUUUAAGGUCAAAGAUGAGACAGAGCCAUCUAAGAUCAAUUCCAUGAUGAAUGGUUUGAAUGGUCUGAAAUCUCUCAGUCAGGUUCUCCACCUCACUGCCGGGUCAAUCCACAAGAAUCGAUCUACUGCUUUCGCGUUCACGCAUAUGUUGCACAGUAGGUACAGCACCAAAGAGGACUUGAACGGCUAUGCUGUACAUCCGGAACACGUAAAAGUUGUAAAAGAGUUAGGUUUGCCCAUCUGUGAUGACAUCAUGGCGGUCGAUUGGGUCGCCGAUCUCGAUGGCCCAGUAGUUCUCCAGCCCGGCGCUGCGAUGCGGGUGACCUUCUUGAAGUUGAAGGAGGGUUCGGGGGAUACCGAGAAAGGACAGGUCUUGGGAGCUAUUGGGAGUAUAAAGGAAAGUUUUCCUUCGAUUAAUCAGCUUAGCUUUGGGGAGAAUUUCUCGCCUGCAAGGGCCAAGGGGUUUUCGAUUGCAUCACUGGCAGUCUUUCCUGGACUGAACGAAUUAGACGCUUUGGACUCGAACGAGGAGAUGGUGAAAGCACAGAAGGACAAGGUUAGAGACUUACUGGAGAGUGUCAUCGUCAUCGAUUAUGCUAUCCCGCCGUCGCAAACUGCUAACCUUUGAAUGAGCUUCCGAUGAGGUUGAGGUUGGGGUUUAAUUGUUUCUCCUUGUCUGGAACCCAUCUCUUUUUCUUCUAAUAAUCUAGUGACUGGGGCUACUGUGGUAUGAUUUUAUUUGAAGUAAUGGAUGAAGUUUUGGUUAUACAACGAAUUCUCCUGGUCCUAAACUGGAAAAUCUAUGAUUUUAACAUUAUAUGCGAGUAUCGGCAGUGUCAAUUCAUGUUUGAGUAAUUCGAUUAUAUCGUCCCUAUAACGUUAAUUUACUAUUUCUUUA
Messenger RNA from Telopea speciosissima, 1208 nucleotides. Its product is annotated as stress-response A/B barrel domain-containing protein UP3-like. The coding region runs from base 132 to 938 and encodes 268 amino acids. The record is from RefSeq and is a predicted model, not a curated record. Lineage: Eukaryota; Viridiplantae; Streptophyta; Magnoliopsida; Proteales; Proteaceae. The transcript has a single exon.